Uranotaenia lowii is the source of this 3348-nucleotide messenger RNA. RefSeq names its product DNA topoisomerase 3-alpha (gene Top3alpha). Bases 165 to 3287 code for a protein of 1040 amino acids. Gene Ontology annotation, cellular component: chromosome; nucleus. The record is from RefSeq and is a predicted model, not a curated record. The transcript has 4 exons. NCBI's taxonomy places the organism in Eukaryota, Metazoa, Arthropoda, Insecta, Diptera, Culicidae. Gene Ontology annotation, biological process: DNA topological change. Gene Ontology annotation, molecular function: DNA binding; DNA topoisomerase type I (single strand cut, ATP-independent) activity; zinc ion binding.
UCGACGGCGCGAAAACGUCUGCAGAACUUGGAAAAUGUUGGUAAAUAAAUCACGAAAACGCGAGUGUCUUUUUGGGUUUAUCGGGAAAUUCCACUGAUGUUUCGUCCUUUAUUGUGCUGUUAGAGAAGCAUAAAGUAUUAAAUUAUUCAGAGAAGUGUUGGCUUAUGCCGUUCAUGCUCCGGGCGUUCUACUUUUCCGGCUUCCUGGGAAGAAAGUUAAGUUCUUGUUCGAGCAAAACCGGUAAUGAUUUGAUCCCUCCGGUGGUCAUGAAAUACCUGAACGUUGCGGAGAAAAAUGAUGCGGCGAAAAAUAUUGCUGGUUUGCUGUCUCGAGGAUCGGCUAAUCGGCGUGAAGGCCUAUCCCCAUACAACAAAAUUUAUGAAUUCCAGUAUAAUAUCCGGGGACAGCAAAUUCAGAUGGUGAUGACAUCAGUUUCAGGUCAUUUGUUGAACCACGAAUUCUUACCGUCAUUCCGCGGUUGGCACAGCUGCAGCCCGGAACAGUUGUUUGAUGCCCCGGUCCGGAAAAGCUGCACCGAGAAUGGUGAAAAAAUCAAGAAAACUUUGGAACGGGAAGUUCGAGGCUGUCAUGCGCUGGUCAUUUGGACCGAUUGCGAUCGAGAAGGGGAAAACAUUGGGUUUGAAAUAAUGGAGGUGUGCCGAGCUAUUAAACCUCAAAUUCGAGUUCUUCGGGCAAAGUUUUCCGAAAUCACUGGCCCUUCUGUAAAGAGGGCUGUAGAAAAUUUGACCGAUCCCGAUGAAAGACAAAAUGACGCCGUAAAUGUUCGCAGCGAGCUAGAUCUUCGCAUCGGGGCCGCAUUUACGAGAUUCCAAACGUUGAGGUUGCAAAACGUUUUUCCGGAGAAAAUAGUAAAUAAUUUGGUAUCGUACGGUAGCUGCCAAAUUCCGACGUUGGGUUUCGUGGCUCAGAGGUAUAAAGAGAUCGAACGCUUUAUUCCACAAAACUUUUGGAAGAUCAAACUAACCCACACGAUUGAUGAGUUGACUGUGGAAUUCCAUUGGGCUCGGAAUCGUCUAUUCGAUAAGCAAUGUUGCGAGGCAUAUCUGAUGAUGUGUCAGGCCGAUCCAACGGUAAAGAUAGUAAACGUGACAAAUAAACCGAAAAACAAGUGGCGUCCGACGCCAAUGGAUACGAUAGAGCUGGAAAAAUUAGGAUCUAGGAAACUUAAAAUUAGUGCGAAACAAACAAUGACCAUUGCCGAAAAGCUUUAUACUCAGGGUAUCAUAAGUUAUCCUCGUACGGAGACCAACAUGUUCACGCAGGACAUGAAACUUGGCCCUUUGGUGGAAAUGCAAGCUAAUCAUCCGGACUGGGGUUCGUUUGCACAGAAAGUUCUUGAAUGGGGGCCGAAUCCGAGAAAUGGGAAGAAAUCUGAUCAAGCCCAUCCACCGAUUCAUCCGACCAAAUUCGUUAAUAACCUAAAUGGCGAUGAGCGAAAGGUGUACGAAUUGAUUGUUCGCCAUUUCUUGGCUUGCGUGAGUCGAGAUGCUGUGGGUGCGGAAACGAUUGUGAAUGCCAUUUUGGCUGAAGAAGAAUUCACCGCAUCGGGCUUGUGUGUACUGGAAAAAAAUUAUCUUGAAGUUUACCCGUACGAAAGGUGGAACUCGAAAGAGAUCCAUCGCUAUCAGAUUGGAAACACUUUUGAACCGACGGAGUUGGAUUUACACGAGGGUUCAACCACGGCUCCCAACAUGUUAACGGAAGCGGAUCUGAUAGCCCUGAUGGAGAAACACGGAAUAGGGACUGAUGCGACACAUGCUGAACACAUUAACACAAUCAAGGAACGUGGAUACAUCGGGGAGGUAGAUCGGGGGUUUUUGGUACCUGGCACGUUGGGUAUGGGAUUGGUAGAGGGCUACGAGUCGAUGGAUUUGCCUUUGGCACAACCUGAGCUUAGAGCAGGUCUCGAAGCAGAUUUGAAAUUGAUUUGCGAAGGACAAAAAGAUCCUAAAAUAGUGUUGGCAGAACAGAUUCAAAAAUAUAAGGAGGCCUACAGGAUAAUAACUGCAAAGGCUAGAGCUUUAGACCAAGCUAUGGGACAGCGUCUCAAUGAAGCUCCACGAGAUGCGCCGGUUAAUCAACCGGUGGCUGGCACCACCACAGUUCAUUUGAUCUGUAAAUGUCCAAAAUGUUCGCAGAUGAUGACUCUGAAGACCAAGAAAGAUGGAACCAGUUUUUAUCUCGGUUGUCUUGGGUUUCCAGAUUGCAAGAAUUGCGUAUGGUUUGAUGAAAACAUUAAGGAAGCAACUGGAACGGAUGAAAUUUGCACUAGGUGUGGUGGAGCAAAUAAAAAAAUAGAAGUGAAAUUUAAACAAUCAAGAUUCUACGGUAUGUUGAACCACACCAACAAUAAUUCCUACAGAACUUGCAUCGUAUGUGACGACCAAUUCCGAGAUUUACUGGGAAUUGAUGCUAGCCUUGUUAAACAAUUCCGUAACAAUGGGAUCCGAGCUGAUGUUAGUAUUCCUCAACGGGGUACCGUACCCAGAUCAACAAAUCUCCCUUCUGCGUCAGUUCAUCUACCAUCACAGAAUCCUUCAAAUGGUUCAAGCGGUCGAGGGACAGGACACACAAACACCACCAGGUGGAACUCCAACGAAGAUGACGAUGAUGAUAGACGGGGAGGUGGAGGAGGAGGAGUCGUUUCUUCCGGUCGCACAAAUAGUACAACCAGUAGCGGAUGGGGCACCACCAGCUGGAACUCUUCUUCAAAUUCUACACAAAACAGGAGUGUUCCGCCAACAAGACCGACGAAUUUCAGCGCCGUUAACACUGGUAGUACGUCAUGGAAUCAAAACUCGAGGCCGCCACAACAACCUCGAUCGAGAACAUCCUUCGGAGUGGAUGAUGCCGAUGUAGUCAUGUGCCGUUGCAAUCAACCCGCCAAGGAACUAACGGUUAAGAAGGAUGGUCCCAAUAAAGGUCGACAGUUUUUCAGUUGCUGUAAACCACAAAACGAACAGUGUGGAUUUUUCCAAUGGGCUGAUGAAAAUACUACUCCGGCAGCCGGAUCAUCAACCUGGGGACAAAGUCGUCCUCCGAUGAAUUCGAACGAAUCAGCUUCUGGUUAUAAUGGUGGAGGCGGUAGUUUUGCUGGUGGGAAUAAGAAGCGAACUAAUACCACUACGUCUGAUUGGGGUAGAAGCGGUGCUCGGGGAAAUACGGACGGAGGAGAACGACAGAAGGCCACUAGAAAGUGUGGUUUUUGUAGACAAGAGGGCCAUACAAAGGCAAAAUGUCCGCAGCGACAAAACAUGGACUUUUGAUUUUUGUUGCUUUAAUCUUAAGAUAUUGUGUCUUACCGCUUUGUUAAACCUGUACAUAAAG